Messenger RNA from Hibiscus syriacus, 336 nucleotides. RefSeq lists its product as uncharacterized. The transcript has a single exon. Bases 1 to 336 code for a protein of 111 amino acids. The record is from RefSeq and is a predicted model, not a curated record. NCBI's taxonomy places the organism in Eukaryota, Viridiplantae, Streptophyta, Magnoliopsida, Malvales, Malvaceae.
AUGGCUGAUGCACGAGAAUUUCGAAGCCUAGUAGGAGGGCUGCUCUAUGUGUGUCACACAAGACCCGAUAUUGCCUUUAGUGUGAACAAAGUGGCCCAGUUUAUGCACGCACCAAGAGAGCAACAUAUGUUUGCUGCUAAACACAUUCUGCGUUAUCUAGGUGGGACAUUGGACUAUGGUCUGGGGUUUGUUCCAGGCAAGUUGCAUAUAUCAGCUUUCUCGGAUGCUGAUUGGGGUGGCUGUGUAGAUGAUAGACGAUCGAAGUUUGGUUACUGUGUUUUUGUUGGAGGAAGUUUAGUAACAUGGAGCGCAAAGAAACAAAAGGUGGUGUCAUGA